This is a messenger RNA of Saccostrea cuccullata (small rock oyster), 1729 nucleotides long. Its product is annotated as glycerol-3-phosphate dehydrogenase [NAD(+)], cytoplasmic-like. Gene Ontology annotation, biological process: carbohydrate metabolic process; glycerol-3-phosphate catabolic process. The record is from RefSeq and is a predicted model, not a curated record. Gene Ontology annotation, cellular component: glycerol-3-phosphate dehydrogenase (FAD) complex; cytosol. The transcript is spliced from 9 exons. The coding region runs from base 115 to 1167 and encodes 350 amino acids. Gene Ontology annotation, molecular function: glycerol-3-phosphate dehydrogenase [NAD(P)+] activity; NAD binding; protein homodimerization activity. NCBI's taxonomy places the organism in Eukaryota, Metazoa, Mollusca, Bivalvia, Ostreida, Ostreidae.
UUUUCCUCCAUUUUAAUGAAAAAGGUGCGACUUUCCCGAAAGGAUUUCAAAGCGUCGAUUCAACUCUGAUGCGAAGCAGAAGACGAGUUUCGACCUCGAAAUCGGACAUCCGAUAUGGAAAAGAAAACAAUCAGCAUCGUCGGUUCAGGAAAUUGGGGCUCUGCUAUUGCUAAAAUCCUGGGUAAAAAUGUGGUGGAGAGAGGAGAGAAAUUCAACACAGAAAUUAAGAUGUACAUGUAUGAGGAGAUGAUAGAUGGUAGAAAGCUGACAGAAAUAGUGAACACAGAACAUGAGAAUGUCAAGUAUUUACCAGGCAUCAAACUCCCAGAAAAUGUGGUGGCUAUUCCUGAUCUACUAGAGGCCACGUCAGGAGCCGACAUCCUGGUCUUUGUUCUUCCUCACCAGUACGUCCAUAAGAUCUGCAGUGCGCUGAAAAACAAAAUCAAACCCAAGGCAGUUGCUGUUUCACUCAUUAAGGGAUUUUCCAUUCAUGAUGAUGGAAUUGUGAUUCCCAUGUCUAAGGUGAUUGGGGAGGCAUUAGGAAUUCCCUGUGCAGCAUUAAGUGGGGCGAAUCUUGCAACAGAAGUAGCCCAAGAACAGUUUUGUGAAUCUACUGUUGGCUGUGAAGAUGAAGAGAUGGGGCAGCUACUGAAGGAUUUGUUUGAGACGCCAUACUUCAGGAUAGCUGUAGUUCAGGACAGACAGACUGUUGAGGCUUGUGGAGCUCUAAAGAACAUUGUCGGUAUAGGAGCGGGUAUUGUUGAUGGUCUUGGGUAUGGAGAUAAUACUAAGGCAGCUGUGAUCAGACUAGGACUAAUGGAGAUGAUUAAAGCCACAGAAAUGUUCAUCCCAGAGAUGAAAGUGACCACCUUCUUUGAGAGCUGUGGUAUUGCAGAUUUAGUAACGACCUGUCACGGAGGGAGAAACAGAUUACUGGGUGAAUCUGUCAUCAAGUCAGACAAGACAAUAAAACAGUUAGAGAAGGAGAUAAUGAAGGGUCAGAGUUUUCAGGGGCCACUGAUAGCCAGGGAAAUCUACACAAUGCUGGAAAAGAAAAAUAUGACAGACAAAUUUCCACUGUUUACAGCCAUUCAUAAGAUCUGCAUCAGAGAAAUGGAUCCUAAAGAGUUUAUAUCAUGUCUUAGAAAUCACCCAGAACACCUAUAAAACUGUCCAUAUAGCUAGACUUCUAUAGUACAAUAAAUUACAUGUCAAAAAAGGCCACAGAGAGACAUCAGAAAUCACCCACAACUGUCCAUUCAAGUAAACAUCUGUAGAGUACAGACUGUAGUACAGUCCUAUGACAUGUCAACUGUUGGUCCACAAAUGACUGCUUGGAGAAUAUCAGGAAAAAUGUACCAUGUUUACUUAAUGUUUGGAACAUAGGAUCUAUUUAUUGUUAUUUCUUGAAUAAUCAAGCAAUGUUUUUAUUUUACUACAGCAUAAAAUGGUGCACCUCUAUGACUUGUAAAUAUUGAUUGUUUCUUUUGUAGUGUUAUUUAGUAUUAACAUAGGAAACAAUCUGUUUGUUUAGAUAUUUUUGAGUACUUUAUGUUUUUGGGUGUUAUUAUAUUAAUAAUAAUACACAGUAAAUGAAAUAUUACAACAUGGCAUCUACAUGUAUUUUGUUGAAAUUUGAUUUUGAUCUCAUCUUCUUUGAGAAACAAAAUUUAUGAGAAUGUAAAAUGACUGUGUUGAGAAUUCAUUUAUCUUUGCAAUCACUGCAUCC